Leptinotarsa decemlineata (Colorado potato beetle) is the source of this 1129-nucleotide messenger RNA. RefSeq lists its product as uncharacterized. NCBI's taxonomy places the organism in Eukaryota, Metazoa, Arthropoda, Insecta, Coleoptera, Chrysomelidae. Gene Ontology annotation, biological process: Rho protein signal transduction; endothelial cell migration. The record is from RefSeq and is a predicted model, not a curated record. Gene Ontology annotation, cellular component: axon; endocytic vesicle; plasma membrane. Gene Ontology annotation, molecular function: guanyl-nucleotide exchange factor activity.
AUUUGACUGAAAAACAGCAGCAGCAACAAACGGCUUUGUGGGAGCUCAUAAAAACGGAAGUUGCUUACAUAAAAACUUUAAAGGUGGUAACAGAUCUUUUCCUUGCGUGCCUCAAAGACCUCCAAUCGCAUAACCUCCUCAAAGAGAUUGACACUGACAAGCUCUUCUCGAACAUCACCGAAAUCCUUGACGCCAACGUGAUUUUUUGGCGCAACACCCUCUUCCCUCUCGUACGUGACAUGAGGAAGUACAAAAGGACGUCCUGUUUGGAAAAUAUGCUUGAAGGGGUCCACAGCAUCCAGGACAUUUUCCAGCCGUACUACAAAUAUUGCGCCGAGCAGAGCAGGUGUCAGCACUAUUGCCGCGAAAAUUUGGACAGCGAAGUUUUCACCGCCUAUUUGACUUGGUGCGAAAGUCAGAAGGAGUGUAACAGGUUACGACUGAUGGAUAUUUUGGUACAGCCGAUGCAACGACUGACAAAAUAUGGCCUCCUACUUAAAGCUAUACUCAAAAAUACCGACGAGGAUGUUGAGAGAGAGAAUUUGCAGACUAUGAUAAAACUAGUUGAUGAAUUUGUCAACAAUGUGAACUCGAGUCUCAAACAUCGGCAGGAUAAGGAACGAUUGAAAGGAAUCAUCGCCAGAAUAGAGAGUUACGAUAUAGUUGAGUCCAAAGACGACGAUAUCGAGAAGAUCCUGAAAAAGGAGAAAUCGCUGACCCAACUGGAUUUAACGAGACCGAUGUUGAACUGUCCCGUCGAACGAAAACGUCAUCUGUUACUCGAAGGUGAUUUAAAAUUGAAAGACAGCGGGGCGUCCAAGAUGGAGGUGCAUUGUUUCCUUUUGACGGACAUGCUGCUGGUGUGCAAACCGUCGACGAAGAAAGGUGGCGCCACCAUGCGCGUGAUACGGCAACCGUAUCUCGUCGACCGCCUGGUGGUGUCCGAAUUGAACAGAGAAACGCCGAGUCUGGCUGUCAUCUACAAGAACGAAUUCGAUAUGGCCGUGGCGGCUUUCAUCUUGCAGAACAAUGACGCUAAGAAGAUUAAGGUUAGUAUGAAAAUGUUCGGGACAUCAUUGCCGGAUGCAGACAUUUCUUCAGUUUGAGGAAUUUAAUUUUAAAUCAGAGA